AUGGGCGGUCCUCCUGCCCUGAACGCGUCCUCUUGGCUCCGCCCCCUCGGGAACGCCUCUGGUCCGUUCAGCAGGGUUCAGCUGGUGCUGGUUGUCAUGGUAACCGCCUCCCUGAGCGCGGUGACGGUGCUGGGCAACGCGCUGGUCAUCCUAUCCAUCAGGGCCGACCACCGCCUGCGCACGCCGCACAACCGCUUCCUGCUGAGCCUGGCGGCGGCCGACCUGGCCGUGGGGCUGCUGUCCGUCAACGUGUUCGCGCUGUACCGGCUGAGCGGCGGCUGGCCGCUGGGCGCCGCGCUGUGCGACCUGUGGCUGGUGCUGGACUACGCCCUGAGCACCGCCUCCGUGCUGCACCUGCUGCUCAUCAGCCUGGACCGCUACCUGUGCGUGACGCGGCCCGUCGGCUACCCGGCGCGGCGGACGGGCGGCGCGGCGGCGCUGAUGAUCGGCGCCGUCUGGACGCUGUCGGUGACGCUGUGGGCCCCCGCCAUCCUGUGGCGGCAGAGCUCCGGCGGCCGGCGCCUGGUCCCCGAGGGGGCCUGCUACAUCCGGCUGCUGGAGAGCCCGGCGGCGACGCUCGCCACCGCGCUGCCCUCCUUCUUCCUGCCGGCGCUCGCCAUGAUCGGCCUCUACGGCCGCCUGUCGGCCGCCAGCCGCGGGCCAAGGCCCCGCCCCACCCCCACCCCCACCCCCACCGCCGGCCCCACCGCCAGGGACCUCCUGUUCAGGAGGCGGAGCGUCGUGGGCAGUGACCCCGCCUCUGACCUCUCUCUCAACCAAUCAGAGUCCAGUGCGGCCAAGACCCGCAGGAAGCAGAGCGACAGUCAGAGUCCUGCAGGAGGCGCCCAGGUGAAGAGCAGGUGGAGACAGCAGUGCCCUCCCUGCGCCUCCUGCUGCGUUGCCGACGGGGGUGACGGUAGGGUGGAGGACGAGUCCUCGUCCAGCGCCGACCUGCACCGCUCGGCGUCGGCGGCGUUCUCCUCCUGCCUCAGCUUCCAGUCUGAGGAGCGGCGGCGCCGGCGCGCCGCGGCGAGGGAGAGGAGGGUCACCAGGACCAUCCUGGCCAUCCUCCUGGUCUUCGUCCUCACCUGCGCGCCGUACAACGUCAUGGCCGUGGUGGCCGCCUUCUGCCACGUGUGCGUCCCGGAGCCGCUGUGGACCGCCGGGUACUGGCUGUGCUACGUCAACAGCGCCAUCAACCCCUGCUGCUACGCCCUGUGCAACGCCGCCUUCCGGAGGACCUUCUGCAGCCUGCUGUGCUGCCGCCCAAACAUGCGCUCCUGA
Molecule: messenger RNA, 1284 nt
Organism: Salarias fasciatus (jewelled blenny)
Lineage: Eukaryota; Metazoa; Chordata; Actinopteri; Blenniiformes; Blenniidae
Gene: chrm4b
Product: cholinergic receptor, muscarinic 4b
Exons: 2
Coding region: 1-1284 (427 amino acids)
Biological process (GO): chemical synaptic transmission; adenylate cyclase-inhibiting G protein-coupled acetylcholine receptor signaling pathway; G protein-coupled receptor signaling pathway, coupled to cyclic nucleotide second messenger
Cellular component (GO): dendrite; synapse; plasma membrane
Molecular function (GO): G protein-coupled acetylcholine receptor activity; G protein-coupled serotonin receptor activity
Source: RefSeq, a predicted model, not a curated record